UUUAGCAUAGAAGAAUAUUUCUUGAGCUCGUCAGUCAUAAACAAAAAUGGCAGAAGCUGGAGGGAAGCCCAAAGUAUCGAAUGCCAGAGAAACAUUAGACAUCCUUGCCGAAAUAUCCAAAUUGUUGAACACCGGCUUGGACACAGAUACCCUAGCCCUGUGUGUCAGAUUGUGUGAGAAUGGCAUCAAUCCUGAGGCUUUGGCGCUGGUUAUUCAAGAGUUGAGGCGAGAAUCUGCUGCAAUUAAAGCAUCUGAGUCAUCCAAUUUAUCAUGAAGAAAGGAGAAUGCUAAAAUACAGGAGAAAUAUAGUGUCAGUUUUGUUAUUAACCCAUUUUUUUUUUUAUAAGUUAACUUAAUCAUAUCCUAAGGACCUUUCUUGUAACAGGCUUUGAAUUUAUAUUCUCAGCAUGCAAGAUCUGGUAAUCUUUAUCACUUUGGCACAUCAGUAUUGCUGUUGUUACAUAAAUGAUUAAGUUACCUGCUUAGCUAAGACACCCUCUGCAGCAAUGUGUGUAGAAUGUACCUGCUUCUAUAAAAAAAA
Messenger RNA from Pomacea canaliculata, 541 nucleotides. RefSeq names its product mitotic-spindle organizing protein 1-like. Gene Ontology annotation, biological process: microtubule nucleation by interphase microtubule organizing center; gamma-tubulin complex localization; mitotic spindle assembly. The record is from RefSeq and is a predicted model, not a curated record. Gene Ontology annotation, cellular component: interphase microtubule organizing center; gamma-tubulin ring complex; spindle. NCBI's taxonomy places the organism in Eukaryota, Metazoa, Mollusca, Gastropoda, Architaenioglossa, Ampullariidae. The coding region runs from base 47 to 274 and encodes 75 amino acids. The transcript has 3 exons.